AUGGUUCUAGGUGUGUUUCUGGGCCUUGUUCUCUCAUGUCUGCUUCUCCUUUCACUAUGGAGGCAGAGCUCUCAGAGAAGAAAGCUUCCUCCUGGACCCACUCCUCUCCCAGUCAUUGGAAAUAUUCUUCAGAUAGAUCUUAAGAACAUCAGCAAGUCACUGAGGGAUGUAAGUAUAUGUUUGUUUUCAAAAGUCUAUGGUCCCAUGUUCACUCUGUACUUGGGCAGGAAGCCUGCUGUGGUGUUGUAUGGAUAUGAAGUUGUGAAAGAAGCCUUGAUUGAUCAUGGGGAAGAGUUCGCUGGAAGAGGAACCUUUCCAGUGUUUGAUAAGAUUGCUAAAGGCCAUGGCAUUGUUUUCAGCAAUGGAAGGAUCUGGAAAGAGAUGAGGCGCUUCUCACUCAUGACUCUGCGGAACUUUGGAAUGGGAAAGAGGAGCAUUGAGGACCGUGUUCAAGAGGAAGCUCGCUGUCUUGUGGAGGAAUUGAGGAAAACCAAUGGCUCACCCUGUGAUCCCACCUUCAUCCUGGGCUGUGCUCCAUGCAAUGUCAUCUGCUCCAUUGUUUUCCAGAAUCGUUUUGAUUAUAAAGAUCAGGAAUUUCUUACCUUCAUGAACAUUUUAAAUGAAAAUGUAGAGAUUCUGAGUUCCCCUUGGAUACAGAUUUGUAAUAAUUUUCCUGCUGUGAUUGAUUAUCUACCAGGAAGUCACAGAAAAUUACUGAAAAAUUUCACUUUUUCGAAACAUUAUUUUUUGGCAAAAUUAACAGAGCACCAAAAAUCACUGGAUAUUGACAAUCCUCGGGACUUUAUUGAUUGCUUCCUGAUCAAAAUGGAGCAGGAGAAGCACAACCCAAAGACGGUGUUUACUUCUGAAAACUUGAUCAUCUCAGCAGGUGACCUGUUUGCUGCUGGGACAGAGACAACAAGCACAACACUGAGGUACUCUCUGCUACUCCUGCUCAAGUACCCAGAAGUCACAGCCAAAGUCCAGGAAGAGAUUGACCGUGUGAUUGGUAGACACAGAAGUCCCUGCAUGCAGGACAGGAGUCACAUGCCCUACACUGAUGCUGUGUUGCAUGAGAUUCAGAGAUAUAUUGACCUCCUUCCCACCAGCCUGCCCCAUGCAGUGACCUGUGAUAUUAAAUUCAGAAACUAUCUCAUUCCUAAGGGUACCACUGUCAUAGCAUCAUUGACAUCUACGUUACACAAUGACAAAGAAUUCCCCAACCCAGAGAAGUUUGAUCCCGGUCACUUUUUGGAUGAGAAUGGAAAGUUUAAAAAAAGUGACUACUUUUUUCCUUUCUCAACAGGAAAACGGAUUUGUAUGGGAGAAGGCCUGGCCCGAAUGGAGUUGUUUUUAUUCCUGACCACCAUUUUACAGAAAUUUAAUCUGAAAUCUCCAGUUGACCCAAAAGACCUCGAUAUCACUGCAGUUGCCAAUGGAUUUGUUUCUGUGCCACCCGAGUUCCGGAUCUGCUUCAUCCCAGUCUGA
Messenger RNA from Peromyscus californicus insignis, 1488 nucleotides. RefSeq names its product cytochrome P450 2C42-like. Gene Ontology annotation, cellular component: intracellular membrane-bounded organelle; cytoplasm. NCBI's taxonomy places the organism in Eukaryota, Metazoa, Chordata, Mammalia, Rodentia, Cricetidae. The record is from RefSeq and is a predicted model, not a curated record. Gene Ontology annotation, biological process: xenobiotic metabolic process. Bases 1 to 1488 code for a protein of 495 amino acids. The transcript has 9 exons. Gene Ontology annotation, molecular function: iron ion binding; oxidoreductase activity, acting on paired donors, with incorporation or reduction of molecular oxygen, reduced flavin or flavoprotein as one donor, and incorporation of one atom of oxygen; heme binding.